GCCGGUGGCUGCGGCCAUCAUGGCGCCUCGGAGAAGAUUGCCCAGUGUGGAUACAGUGUCGGGGACCCGGGUCAGCCCGCUCCUGGACAUAUGCCUUUGGUACUUUGCGAAAAAUAUUUCCAGAUACAUCACAGAGGUUAGGCCUUUGCCUCCCAACAUAAAAGAUCGACUGCUUAAAAUAAUGAGCCUAGAGGGGCAGAUAACAGAUUGCAAUAUAAGUGAGAUUCUACAUCCUGAAGCUCAGACUCUGAACAUAGAGGGAUGUGAUAUUUCAGAUACUGCACUCCAGCAUGUGUGUAACUGCAGAAAGUUGAGGACAUUAAACUUAAGUUCCUUUGAGAAAAAGAAAAACACCAUCACUUCUGAAGGAAUCAAAGCGGUGGCGUCAUCCUGUUCGUAUCUGCAGGAGGUUUCUUUGAAAAGGUGCAGCAAUGUCACCGAUGAGGGGGUCCUGGCCUUCGCUCGCCACUGCCGGCUGCUCCGCAUCAUCAAGCUGAGUGGCUGCUGGGGCCUCACCAACGCGGCCUUACAAGCACUGGGCGAGAACUGCCCCCUGCUGCAGUGUAUCGACUUCUCCUUCACACAGGUGUCCGAUGACGGUGUGAUGGCACUCGUGAGUGGGCCCUGUGCCCAGAAACUAGAGGAGAUCAAUAUGGGAUAUUGUGUGAACCUGACAGAUAAGGCCGUCGAAGCUGUCUUAACAUGCUGUCCACAGAUCCAGAUACUUCUCUUUCUUGAGUGCCCCCUGAUGACUGAUCGCUCACGAGAAAUACUGGAACAAUCACUUGGACCAAACAAGCUAAAGCAAGUGAUGUGGACUAUAUAUUGAUGUGGCUGUGACCUACCAGCUCCGGGAACCCAAGGUCUCUAGCCAUUGCCUUGCAGCUGACACUACCCUGUUCUCCUACUGUCUGUUUGAAUUUAGGAUCAGCCUUGGUUGCUGCCUCUGCUCAGCAGCACCAUUCCUUUUGUGUCAAAGCCAUUUCCAGGCAACCCGCAGCCUUCUACCUGUCCUGGGCAAGACAGGUGUGUCUCUUUAAAUAAACCAUUUUCAAUGACUUUGGCUUCGUUGAGGAUUUCCCAUACUACCUAAUAUUUGAACUCUCCUUGGAGAAACUCACUUCAUGGAUAAAUAUUAGAAUUCUAAAUAAAGCAGCUUCUAAAAGCA
Messenger RNA from Suncus etruscus (white-toothed pygmy shrew), 1168 nucleotides. RefSeq names its product antagonist of mitotic exit network 1 homolog (gene AMN1). The record is from RefSeq and is a predicted model, not a curated record. Bases 20 to 829 code for a protein of 269 amino acids. Gene Ontology annotation, molecular function: protein binding. Gene Ontology annotation, biological process: SCF-dependent proteasomal ubiquitin-dependent protein catabolic process. The transcript has 7 exons. Lineage: Eukaryota; Metazoa; Chordata; Mammalia; Eulipotyphla; Soricidae. Gene Ontology annotation, cellular component: SCF ubiquitin ligase complex.